AUGGGGUGCUUUAGAACCUUUAUAUUUGUAGUCAUUCUGAGUUUUGUGUACGGUUUGGAGACGAUCCAAAGAACGCCUAACUUCUACGUAGACUGGGAAAAUGACAGGUUUGUAAAGGACGGUAGCGGGUGGCAGUACGUGGCGGGAGGGUUUCACUACUUCAGAACUGUGCCGGAACAAUGGGCCCGGACCAUCUCCACUGCUAAAUCAGCAGGACUAAACACAAUACAGAGUUAUGUGACUUGGGACAAACAUGAACCUCAGAAAGGAAACUACGACUUUAGUGGAAGGAUGGAUAUUGUCAGGUUCAUAGAAGAAGUUCAGAAACAAGACAUGGCCCUAAUCCUGAGAGUAGGGCCCUACAUUUGUGCAGAAAAGAGUUUCGGAGGUCUGCCAGCCUGGCUUCUCACUGUCCCUCAUAUGGAGGUGAGAACCACGAACCCUGCCUUCAUGUCAGCAGUAAAGGAGUGGCUGGGGGUACUGUUAAAGAAGAUCCGUCCACUGCUGUAUAAUAAUGGGGGCCCCAUCAUCAUGGUGCAGAUAGAGAACGAAUACGGAAUAUUUGGGUGUGACGGAGAAUACCUCUCACAACUCUACGACAUGUUCUACUCUCAGCUGGGAGACGAGGUGGUCUACUUUACUACUGACGGACCAGGAGAUUACACUUGUGGAUCUUACAACAACACCAAGGUACUGACAACAAUAGACUACCUGGAGGAUAACGACAAGGGCCAGUUCACGGAGCAGUACUUCCAGGACCUCAGAGAGUUCCAGCCCCGGGGCCCUCUGGUUAACUCGGAGUAUUACACAGGAUGGCUCGACAAGUGGGGCUCCCCCCACAAGACUAGAUCGGCAGUGACUCUAAAAGAAGGAAUAAGGAAGCUGCUGUCACUUGACGCCAAUCUGGCGCUGUUCGUCUGGCACGGCGGCAGCAACUUCGGGCUGGAUGGCUCUGACUACACCGCCACCUCCACCUACGACUACGACGCUCCCAUUUCUGAGUCAGGUGACAUAAACCCAGACAAAUACUGGGCUGUAAGAGAUGCCAUCGACCAGUUCUUUCCCGGAAACCUACUUCCGGUUCCCGAAAACAUUCCAAAACUUAGCGGGAAAACUGUUCAUCUCGCCCAGAGAGGGAGUCUUAUUGACUUGGUGUCGAGUGAGAAUUUCAUUGUCUACAAUAGAUAUCCCUUGAAAAUGGAGGAAAUGGAUGAAUUUGAAGGAAUGAUAGGGUAUCAACACGAGUUAACAACCCCACUUGUUGACGCUCAGUUACAGCUACACGGUUUACAUGACAGGGCUUACGUUCUGGUGGACGGACAGUUCGUUCAGGUUGUGAGAAGAGAGGAAGAGACAAGUUUCCCAGUGACAGCUCGAUCUACCAUAACCAUACUGGUUGAGAACAUGGGAUACAUGGCCUGGCUCAGCCAAGGUCUUGGCGACUACUCAAAUGAAUACAAAGGUAUGAAGAAUGUGACAGUAAACGGAGAGAUUCUCGAAAAGUGGAAACAUUACAAAAUGGAAACCAGCCGAUUACGAACUACACGUGAUGCCCAUAUAAGGAGUGAUGAUAUCACCAGAAACCAUGACGUCACCGGUCCAGAAUAUCCCCAAAACAGUACUCAAGUACGACAUUGGUACAACGAGAAACCCUUGCUGAAUAAAGGACCAACUGCAUUUUCUGUUUUAAGGAGUUUAAAUUUUGCUAAGCUAUCCUGCCCUCACACUAAACAAUACAUCAGGCGAGUUAGAGCUUACACUAAACAAUACAUCAGGGGAGUUAGAGCUCACACUAAACAAUACAUCAGGGGAGUUAGAGCUCACACUAAACAAUACAUCAGGGGAGUUAGAGCUCACACUAAACACUACAUCAGGCGAGUUAGAGCUCACACUAAACACUACAUCAGGCGAGUUAGAGCUCACACUAAACAAUACAUCAGGGGAGUUAGAGCUCACACUAAACAAUACAUCAGGGGAGUUAGAGCUCACACUAAACAAUACAUCAGGCGAGUUAGAGCUCACACUAAACAAUACAUCAGGGGAGUUAGAGCUCACACUAAACAAUACAUCAGGGGAGUUAGAGCUCACACUAAACAAUACAUCAGGGGAGUUAGAGCUCACACUAAACAAUACAUCAGGCGAGUUAGAGCUCACACUAAACAAUACAUCAGGGGAGUUAGAGCUGACACUAAACAAUACAUCAGGGGAGUUAGAGCUCACACUAAACAAUACAUCAGGCGAGUUAGAGCUGACACUAAACAAUACAUCAGGGGAGUUAGAGCUCACACUAAACAAUACAUCAGGGGAGUUAGAGCUCACACUAAACAAUACAUCAGCGAGUUAGAGCUGACAUCUAGCGAGCUGCUGGACACGUUUGUGGACUCCAGUUGCUGGAGCAAGGGGUUCCUGGUUGUGAACGGGCACUUGGUGGGCAGAUACUGGCCGGAGGCUGGCCCACAGUACACCUUGUUUGUUCCAGGUGUAUUUCUAAGGGAGGGAGGCAAUACGUUUACAAUGGUGGAGCUACAGAGUGUCUGCCAGAAACUCACCCUCACCCUUACCAACGAACACAUUAUUGACGGGCCCGUUAACGGUGAUUUGAUUUAAUCAAAGAAGAUAAUUGUUGAUCAGGAAAAGUUCAGGAAGUUGAGAGGAAAGUUUGUCAUGAUUGACACUACUGAUAGAAGAUAGAAGAGUGAUAUUCGAACAAAGUUUGCAAAUACGGAUUUCAAAUGACACGAACAUUGAAAGUUACAUUCAUGAAGAUUGUCAGACGUCAAUGAAUGGAUUAACGAUUAAAAAUAUAAUGAUUCAGAAGU
This is a messenger RNA of Bolinopsis microptera, 2819 nucleotides long. Its product is annotated as beta-galactosidase-like. Gene Ontology annotation, cellular component: vacuole. Gene Ontology annotation, biological process: carbohydrate metabolic process. NCBI's taxonomy places the organism in Eukaryota, Metazoa, Ctenophora, Tentaculata, Lobata, Bolinopsidae. The transcript has 15 exons. Bases 1 to 2607 code for a protein of 868 amino acids. The record is from RefSeq and is a predicted model, not a curated record. Gene Ontology annotation, molecular function: beta-galactosidase activity.